AUGCGGUUUGCGAGCACUUUAAAAAAACACAAGCUGGCCGGGGUGCAACAUGAAGAGACGCAAGGGACGCUGGCAAGACCGCCAAGACAGAACUCAAGAGUGACAAAAGUGACGCUUGUUGCUACCUGGAAGAGAAUGAUUGGACGCCCGCUUUGGACUCAGUGGAUGAGCACACCAACAACGUUGCUUGCUCUCCUGCUGCUCCUGCUCUCCACGAAUUGGGUGUCCUCCAUGAGGACUCGUCAGUGUCCCGAGUCCCUCCAGCGGCUUUUGAGGCUGACCAGACUGGCACAGAAAGAAUCUACGGACCUCGUCAAAACUUACAAAGCCUCACAGGGGGAAAUGUCGGAUGUCUUCUGUCGGGCGUCCCUACAAGACAUCCCCGAGCCCGGCAUCUCCGGCCUGGAACCUUCCGAGCGGAUGGAGAGCAUCCUGGACCACCUGCAGGAAUUCCUACCCCACCUGAGGCGCAUCUACGAACAGCAGAAAGAUCUCCAAGCCCCCGAUAGUCCGGUUCUGGUCCAGCUGGGGCAUGUGAGCCAACGAGGCCGGGACUUGGGAGCACUGGUGCGGGCUUUCUUCUGGAACACCUUCCCCAACCUUCAGGAACCGGCUGAGGGGCCCACAGUCCUGGAACCACCGCCCCAGAACAUCUUCCAGCAGAAGGUCUACGGAUGCGUGGUGGUCAAGACUUACAAGGAGUUCCUGAGCAACGUGGCCCGAGAAUUCAGGAGCCUCAAGGGCAAAGUAUGCAGAGGGAGGAGGCGUCUCAGAUCCAUGUGACACCAGGAAGACUUCAGAGGGACUAACUUGACAUCAGGCCUAUUUAUAAUAUUUAUAUUUAAUAUUUAUUACACAAAUGCUGAGAAACGUGCUAUAUUUUUGCAUUGGGACGAGGGAAUGGACUUCUAGAAGCAUGGAUGUACUAACGUGACCCAGCAGCUCAAUAAAAAAAAUAAGGGAAAAAAA
Messenger RNA from Hippocampus zosterae (dwarf seahorse), 969 nucleotides. It is a transcript of the gene m17, whose product is annotated as IL-6 subfamily cytokine M17. The transcript is spliced from 3 exons. Gene Ontology annotation, biological process: negative regulation of neuron apoptotic process; ciliary neurotrophic factor-mediated signaling pathway. Gene Ontology annotation, molecular function: ciliary neurotrophic factor receptor binding. The record is from RefSeq and is a predicted model, not a curated record. NCBI's taxonomy places the organism in Eukaryota, Metazoa, Chordata, Actinopteri, Syngnathiformes, Syngnathidae. Bases 1 to 783 code for a protein of 260 amino acids.